CCACACUUCUACCACAAUGUUGCUUAUCGCACGAAAAUGGAGGUCACGAAAGACCAUGCUUUACCUCUUCGCUGCAGAGUUCNCCUUCACUGUGGCCGCUCUUGCUCUGUUCGCCAUAGCACAACCAAACACAUAUCGAACUCGGCUCUGGACAGAUGGAUACAACAACGGCUUCAACAGUUCGCCGACCGAAAUCUUGUACUCAUACGCAAACCACAGACCGAUCAGUCCUCCUAUCAUCUGGAGUCAAUUGUAUGUUAAGCUCGAUUUUGUCAUCCCAUAUAACUGCCAGGCUCUAACCGCGGAGCAGUNNAUUACCGACUAUAAUGUCGUGAUAUCCGUGCUUUCGAUGUUCAUAAUGCUCGUCAAACCUGUCCUGUUCUUCAUGCGUGCUCUCAUCCCGAUACUCUCUGCCUUGGUCCACAUCUUGCUGGUUGUCCUGUAUGCCUACAGUGCAUAUGGCCAGUCAGCAUCAGACAUGACCGACAAGCACCAUCCACAGAAAGGCGCGCCCUGGUACAUCACCAAAAGUUGCAAUGUCGCAUCGGACACGAAGAACAUUGGAUACUGUAAGCAAGCAAAAGCCGGCUUUGCUGUGACGCUAAUACUGUUCGCCGUGACGCUAGCUGUCUCACUUUACUCCUGUGUACCUACCAAAGCAGAGAAGCUGGCCCGAGCAGCUGAUGUCGAAGAGACCGAGAUACCGGAAUACUCGCCAGAGACAGCCCGACUUGACGAGCAAGAGUGGGAAAAGAUACGGUCACAGGCUGAAUGGCAGUACCCACUGCCGCCAGCAACGUCGAACGCAUUGAACCCUAUGACACCGAGGACAGUGGCUUUCCAGACACUCGAAGGAAGCAGUCCCUCAACUCUUCCGAAUACGUUACCAUUCAGAGAGCGGUAUGGAGGACCCGAUGGACGA
Messenger RNA from Aureobasidium uvarum, 922 nucleotides. The record is from the annotation of a GenBank genome assembly. NCBI's taxonomy places the organism in Eukaryota, Fungi, Ascomycota, Dothideomycetes, Dothideales, Saccotheciaceae.